This is a messenger RNA of Arachis duranensis, 1866 nucleotides long. RefSeq lists its product as uncharacterized. The record is from RefSeq and is a predicted model, not a curated record. The coding region runs from base 266 to 1483 and encodes 405 amino acids. The transcript is spliced from 2 exons. Lineage: Eukaryota; Viridiplantae; Streptophyta; Magnoliopsida; Fabales; Fabaceae.
UUUCCAUUCUUUUCUUCCUUCCUUCCUUUCUUUUUCUCUUCCCUUUCUCUGUUUACUUUCUUCCCAUUAUUCUCAUCUCACAAAAACCCUUUUUCUUCUUCUUCUUCUUCUCAAUGAAAUGAACCACCACCAAUCCAACCCCAUCAUCAUUCAUCAUCAUGGUCUCUUCUUCUUAGCUACCUUCAAACUCAAAAACCCAAAGAGAGACAGAUAAAAAGAAAACAAUAACAACCUAAAAAAAAAACAGAGACAAAAACACAAACACAUGGCAGGCAUAGCAAGUUUCUUCAACAAGUUCCUGUCUAUGUUCAUCAUCCUCAUUGUUCACCUUGGUUGCUUCAUCUUCACCACCAGCUACACAUCAACAACAACAAAGCAAGAAAACAACAACAACAAUAAUAAUAAUUUCUUGCAACCAUCUUCAAAGAAACGCAAAAUCUCACCUUCAUCACACUCACAACCCUCUUCACCUUCCCACCCAAAAUUCAAAACCCACAAAGCACUCUCUUCUUCUUGGCAUUUCAUCAAACACUUGUUCACCGCCACCACUGCCACCACAACCAGCAACUCCGCCUCCGCCACCGUUACCGCCGCCAGGUCCUCUCAGAAUUCUCUUAUUUCCUCAUUGCAAUCCGACCCGAGUUCCAUGAACGUUCCUCGUCGGAACUUGCCCGGAUCAUUGGUCCGACCCGAAUCUGAAAUCUCCGGCGAGUUGGACAGCGGCCUCUUCUUCCCUCUCCGGAAUGAUAUAUUCCCCUGCACCGCGUGCGGCGAGAUCUUCCAGAAGCCGCUCCUACUGGAGCAGCAUCAAUCUACGAAGCACGCGGUGUCGGAGCUACCCGGAUCCGACCCCGGUCACAACAUAGUCCAGAUCAUAUUCAAGUCGGGUUGGCCCGAGAUCCGAAAGUUCCCGAUCAUAACCCGGAUCCUUAAGAUCCAUAACAGCCAAAAGAUUCUCUCGCGGUUCGAGGAGUAUCGCGAGGCUGUCAAGGAGAGGGCCGCGCUUCACGGCGGCAUAAUGUCCACGCGCCGCCGUGACGAGCGGUGCCUCGCCGAUGGCAAUGAGCUUAUGAGGUUUCACUGUUCAACUUUUUUAUGUGAUUUGGGACUUAAUGGGAAUUCUUCAAUUUGUUCGCAACAAUUUUGUAAUAUUUGUGGGAUAAUUAAAUCAGGGUUUUCCCCGAAAUUAGAUGGAAUUUCCACGUUGGCAUCCAGCUGGAGGGCACACGUGUCAAUCCCAGAAGAUAUUGAAAGUGAAUUUCGCUUCAUGAAUGUAAAGCGAGCCAUGCUGGUUUGUAGAGUUAUUGCGGGUCGGGUCGGAUCGGAUUCAGACGAAGCUGAAAAGGAGGAUGGUGGGAGUUUCGACUCCGUGAUGGCACGUGGCGGUGACAGCGGAGUGUACACUCGGCUAGACGAGGAGGAGCUUUUGGUGUUUAAUCCUAGGGCUGUGCUUCCUUGCUUUGUGAUUGUGUAUAGUGUGUGAUUAAAUUUUGUGUGAAAACUUUGCAUAAUUUAGAUAUGUGCAAAUUUUGUGAUUGGUUGGAAUAAAAUUGAGCCCAUUUUUGUUCUAGUCAAUUAUAAAAAUUUACACAUAAAUAAAUAGUGGAAAAGUUUUACAUUAGAGAGAGUUCACAAAGUAGUGUGUGGAAUUGAUCAAAAGGUUAUGAUGGUGAAGAGAUGUAAUGUUAAUUUUGGUAUAUGUAUUUUGUAGUUUAAGUGAUGAUUUUUGACAUAAUCCAUGUUAUUGGAUCAUUUGGCACAAAAUUUGUGCAUUAAACUGACACUUAGUAUAGAAAUCAAAUAGAGUUUAUAUGUAAAUGUUAUUGUCUUUGCUGUUGUAUGAUAUUUCCUUGAUUGUGUGAUUAA